AUGUGUUGGAAGCAGAAUGAGCCAGAAAGGAUCUACCAGCAGUCAUCCUGGCUCUGCCAAUGGCAGUAUGGGCAAAGCAGAUGGAGCUGCCAAAAUGAGUGCAAAAGAUUUAUAUGAGCAAAGGAAGAAAUACUCCAACUCCAAUAUCAUUAUGCAUGAGACAUCACAGUACCAUGUACAGCACUUAGCAACCUUCAUCAUGGACAAAAGCGAGGCCAUUGUAACAGUGGAUGAUGCCAUUAGGAAACUCAAGCAGCUCAACUCCAAAGAGAAGAUCUGGGCACAAGAGAUGCUGUUGCAAGUGAAUGACAAGUCCAUUCGACUGCUGGACUGCGAAACCCAGGAAGAGUUAGAGGACUUCCUUCUGCCAACAGUCCAGCUCUGCCAAACUGUGCUGAAUCAAAUGCGUUACCCCUCCAUACUCCUGCUGGUGUGUCAAGACUCCGAGCAGCACAAGCCUGACAUCCACUUCUUCAACUGUGAUGAAGUAGAGGCAGAGAUGAUUCACGAGGACAUCGAAAGUGCACUUGCUGACCAUAAGUUUGGAAAGAAGAUACGGCCACAGACGCUCAAGGUAAACCAAGAGAAGAUAAAACAGAGACAAUCUAUCCUCCCGCCACCUCAAGGGCCAGCUCCUAUUCCUUUCCAGUACGAAACGAAAGGUUCAUCAAAGAACAGCGUGAACCGAGUGGCUCCUCCCCCACAGCAUAAUCAUACAGAAUAUGAACGGCGAAGUUCUGGCUCUCAGGACCAUGAAGAGUCACGUGCAAUAUUAGCACAGAAGAUUGAAAAAGAAACGCAAACCCUGAACUGCACCCUAGAUGACAUCGAGCUGUUUGUUGCCAAACUUCAGAAAGCAUCAGAGGCAUACAAACAGCUGAACCAAAGGAAGAAAGGAAAGAAGAACAAGAAGAAAGGUCCAGCAGAGGGAGUUCUGACUUUGAGGGCAAAACCCCCAAGUGAAGCUGAAUAUAUAGACUGCUUCCAGAAAACCAAGCUAGCACUAAACCUCAUGGAAACGGCAGACCUGGGCAGUGCCACUAGGCACCACAGAGGAAAAGCAAAAGGCCAGCCUGCUGAGUGGCCAAGAGAAGCCAAUGUUCCAAGUUACAUUCCAAAGUUCCGCAAUGGAUGGGAGCCACCCCUAGAAAUUUUCCGUGGAGCCCCUUGGGAGGUAGACUUUGGCCACUUGCAGGAAGAGCUGUCAUCAUCCAAUGAGUAUUCCAGUCGUAACCUAAAGCCUGUUCAGACAGCUGACCAGAUGCAAGCUGUGGAUGCCUUUACUCAACAUGUUACUCAGCAUGUAAAUAGGAAUUUUGAGGCACAGGGUAUUUCCCCACCAAAAAGAUAUGCCAAAAUCCGAUAUGAUUUCACUGCUCGGAAUGCCAGCGAACUUUCAGUGAUGAAGGAUGAAAUUCUGGAGGUUUUGGAAGACAACAAGCAAUGGUGGAAGCUGAGAAACCGGAGUGGACAGGCUGGUUAUGUCCCAUAUAACAUCUUGGAUGUGGUAAAACUGGAAGACUGUGGAUCAGUUGAACAGUUUGAACUGAUCCAUCACAUGGAUGAGGUCAAUGAUGAGCUGCUUAAAAAGAUUACCAAUAUUAAAGUGCAGCCGCCUCAAAGAAACUUUAAAGUUGAGAAGGCGCAGCAAGUUCAUGUGCCCCUGACCUUCGAGUCCAGUGCUGAAGAAGUCAGAGCUUGGCUUGAAGCAAAUUCUUUUAGCAAAGGAACUGUGGAUCAUCUUGGAAUACUGACCGGGGCUCAACUUUUCUCUCUGAACAAAGAGGAGUUGAAAAAAGUAUGCGGAGAAGAAGGGGCUAGGGUGUACAGUAAAAUCACAGUUCAAAAAUCUCUCCUAGAGAAAAGCAGAGGGGAGUCAGAACUUCAAGAAAUCAUGAAGCGGCGCCAGGAGAGGAUUGAUUCUGCUAUUUAAGUUCUAUCUGCUUAUUUCAUCUCUUAAUCAUGUACACUUACUUGCAGAAAAAGGGAAAAAGAGUACAAAAUAUCCCAUUAAGCUGAAAGAGACUGCAGGGACCAGCACCUGAGCAAUGUAAAUUGCCAUUCAGACUGACUGUUUCUUGAGCGUUUUUGGUAACGGGGAGGCCACGCUCCCUUGACAACACGACACUGCAUUGGGAGAGAGGUUGUAGUAUUGCAUGAAGUAUUAUUUUUAUAUUUCUAUAUUUUAUACAGAAAAUGUUAUGUGUGUGACAUUCAGAACAUGCGGAAGAUCCAAAAACAUGUUCUAAGCAGAGGCCGGACUGAAGCAAAAGCAGGCCCAUAAAAUCAUGUGUACAGACUGCUUCCCAUAUGGCCCGUCACACUACAGUAAAGUAUCACAGAAUGAACUUGAAAUAAUUGUAAAAGCUCCGCAGAACGUUCCAGGUCCCUGUGUUUAUGUUAAGAUGAUCCCACCUCUUGUGGUAUACUUUGGUACACAACAUGCCCACUUCAGGGUUCACUUUGGCAACAUAUAAGAAGAGUAAAUAUGGGAUGAGGUAAUGAUCAACGGGCGAGCAAAUUGGUUGGAAUCUGGUUAUCCUGCCCCAACCCUGUGUGUUGCUUUUAAAUGUCAUCAAAAGUCCACAGGGAAGCCAUGCACUGAGGAUAAUGAGAGUUCAUCCAGGUCCAUUCUUGACGAAACCGCUGCCAGCACUGUCACCAGGGGAAAAAAGAUAAAAUGAACUGAAUGUGAUAACAGCCAGGGGUCAUUUCCUGCAGGAGCGCAUGGGAGCAGAGCUCUGGCAGUAAAGAGCC
Gekko japonicus is the source of this 2757-nucleotide messenger RNA. It is a transcript of the gene EPS8L2, whose product is annotated as EPS8-like 2. Lineage: Eukaryota; Metazoa; Chordata; Lepidosauria; Squamata; Gekkonidae. Gene Ontology annotation, cellular component: ruffle membrane; vesicle; plasma membrane. Gene Ontology annotation, biological process: regulation of Rho protein signal transduction; positive regulation of ruffle assembly; Rho protein signal transduction. Gene Ontology annotation, molecular function: actin binding. The record is from RefSeq and is a predicted model, not a curated record. The transcript has 19 exons. Bases 17 to 1933 code for a protein of 638 amino acids.